Messenger RNA from Emericellopsis atlantica, 2739 nucleotides. RefSeq lists its product as uncharacterized. The record is from RefSeq and is a predicted model, not a curated record. The transcript has 3 exons. Lineage: Eukaryota; Fungi; Ascomycota; Sordariomycetes; Hypocreales; Bionectriaceae. Bases 1 to 2739 code for a protein of 912 amino acids.
AUGCCGUCGUCCGUCAGUAUGGACCCCAGGAUGGCAAGACAGAGGGCCAUGAGCCAGACCCCUUCUCGCAUUUCUUACUCGCCGUCAAUUUCUCGCCAAGGCUGUGGCAGUCUGCCGUUGCAUCGUCAACAUUCACGGCGUACGCCGCUCCGGUGUGUCACUGAAAACACGACCAACUUUCUACGGUCGCCUGGAUCGCUGGAGAGCAUGCUCAAAACAACAACGGAAACGGGCGAUAUUGGCCUUUUCAGCAUUACGCCAACUAUACCUCCUGUAUCAGAGCCGGACUAUCAGCAACCAGGUCACGCAAGGUGGGUCUCAGCCGAUGCGGAUCUUCUCCAGGCCAGUCGUGCCCAGUAUCGAUUCAAAUCCAACUAUGAUGACCGCGACCGACUGCCCUCCGCAUACAGAGACACAACAUCGAGAACUCUGUCGCUGUGUGGGCGCAAUUUUCCCCGCUCAGAGACUGUGUCCCCGGAGAACCAAGUAGGUCACAGAACGUACUCGAUGCCGACUCGCAGUGCUCAGUACACGCCUUCACCAGGGCCACCCAUGCCAUUUCAAACAUAUGGUUUUGGCACAAACAGACACAGGUCCCGCUCGCCUUUUGUGUACCCAGCGCGUCUGAGACGGCCUGUUGCUUGGCAUUAUCCGCCAUCUGAGACCGAUGCUGCAUCUGUAGGCGACUCCCAGCAUUCCGACUCGGGCCGGGGCUACCAGCAGCAGGAUUGCGAUUCGGAGAGGCCAACCCACCCUCACAGUCGAAGACAAGGACCGCCCCUCUCACUCCGACUGGACAGUUACAACGCGACGGCCUCGCCGGCGGUUCACUCCUCCCCAGGACCCCUAUAUAGGACAGCAUCUUGCCCGCUUCGCUGCCGAACGCCAACGUCUGGUCAAGGAAGGUCUCGAGGGGCAAAAAGCAGAGACCGCAAUGCAUCCAACAAUGCCAAUACAAGAACGUGCAGCUUAACCUCUAUCGUCGAGAUGUAUGAUCAACAUUUGGUCGCGGAGCCAACGGAACCAGGCAAACAUCACGUGGAGCCUUUCUACUACCGCUACGGUGAAGGCUUUGAGAAUGCACAUGCUGAGUUGGAUUCACCGUCGUCUCCCAACACUGAACGGAUGGGGAGUUUAUGGCCACUGAUGAUCCCAGGGACUGAAGAUCAAGACAAUAAUCUUGGAGUCUCGAACAAUACUUCCGGCAUGCGCGAUGUUGAACAUGCCAACGCAAGUACUCAUGUACCUCGCUCGGGUGAGAUAAGCCCGCAAUCGAUGUCUACCAAAGGAAUCCAGGGAUUGCCCCUCUGGUCGGAGGAAGCCGCUGCAAAUGUUGACUUGGAUAUUUUCUCUACGCACGUUCCCGAAGAAUCUACGACCAGCAUGUCAUGCACUGUAGACAAGGGUGAAGGUUCUCCCCUAUUGGAAGGUCGACACACGGUCGAGUCAGACGAUGAGGAGGAGACGGCCCAGCAGAAGAUUGAGCCCGCCGAAAUCGAGACGCCCCUAGACCAACACACCACGAGUGGAUGGCCUCAGUACAGAUUUGAGGAGCUCCGAUGCUCGCUGGAUCUCGAUUUCAGUGCAUUUGAAAUCUAUUCCAACGGCGAAAAUCACCGCAAUGAAUCUUCUAUUGUGGCGUAUGGGGAUCGCCCCAACAACGGCCAAUCAGCCUUGGAGAAGAUGUGUCACGAUGCUGCCGGGGACGCAGAGGAUCAGACUAACGCCGUGUACCAACGACAUCGACGUAGAAAUGCCGUAACGAGAAUCAGCACAUCGAGAAUCGAGAAAGAUGUCGUCUCAGCGCUGUCAAAGCCAGAGGCCUCGCCCCGGGACUCGCAGCCAUACUCAGUGCUGCCUGCCAGCGCUUUGCAACCCAAAAUCAGCAAUCAGGAGCUUGUGAAGACGUUUCCGCCUCUGCCAGUGGAGGUCCAGCAAAGCGAGAAGGAAGACCUGAAAGCACCGGCUCAAGCACCGAAGGGUGGCCCUCUGCUCAGCGGCGAGACAAGAUCAAAAUUGAGACUGCGAAACAAAGCUAUUGACAGCAUGUCAUCAGCUAGUAUUGUUGACGAACCCGAGGCUUUGAAGCGCAGCUCAGAAGCCAAAGACGAUCCACAAUCACCAAAGAAGUUCAGAGUCAAAGUCUCUCAACACCAUGAACGGGGUUGGAACUCUUUCAACCGUGAUGGCACGGUGGUUCGCAGUCCUUCACUGAAGCGAUGCAACUCCCUUGCCGAACUAGAAUACUGCGCCAAGAAGGACAUUUUCACGAGUCACUGUCGGCUGGAGCAGGCUUUCGGAGAUGGUGAAAAUGGGUUGACUCGCUCGAAUCCGGGUGUAUUGCAUAAGAAAAUGGUUGAAUCCUCCACCACCCAGGCCUCGGGUCCUGACCUGGAUGCCGAGAAAGAAAAAUCACCUUCAACAGUCGGGGUUGCACCUACGAAGCAACGUCAGCAAGCCCUGUCUUCUUGCCCAAAGCUGAAAAGUCGUGGCCAUCGUGGACUCCGUAAUAGGCUCUCUUUUUGGAGACUACGAAGCGGUGGCGCACCGGUAGGCUCGUCCUCGCCAAUGCACAUCGAAGAUACCACCGUGCCCGUCUUCGCCUCCCCGGAUGCUAUACAUAGGCCUCCAUUGAGGAUCUCAAGGCAGAAGUCCAGAUGGAUCAAGAGAUGGGCCACCAAGGCCUUUCGUCUAUGCACGAGGAAGAGACUGUCCGACGGAUUGGGUGAAGAGGCCUAG